GGCACGAGCAACAAACCUUAGUCUGAGCCAGGUUGGUGUAGCGAGCACAACGUAUACGAAUUCCAUUAAGCGCGCGUUUCUUUCCCGGGCAGUUUCUGUGUUGGAUUUUUUCCGUUUACUGCCGAGCGCUGGUCGUGGUCUGCACAGAAACAUGAGUUUUUGUUAAGAGCAAAAUUAGAAAAAAAAACACAAAAUUACAAAAAAAAAUCAAACUAAAGUUUGGCCCACAAGAUCAUUCAACAUAUUUGCAAUCAUAGCAGUUUAAAUAAAAUAAUUAAAAGGCAAUAUGGGCUCUUCCUCACUACAGCGCGCUGCAUACACAUCUUUAAAUAUAUUGUUAAUUGUGUUUUCAACAGUAAAUGGUGCCCAAAUACCAACAAAAAAAGAUGUGUAUGCUGAACUGGAGGAACCCAGCACAUCACCAAAACCCUCAGUUGAGCCCACUGUAAAAAUCAAAUGCCUUUCGGGUUCCAUGUUAAUCACCAUCAAAGAUGCGCCAGUGAAUCAUGAGAAUGGUCUGUUCAGUGGCAUGAUAUACCCCAAGGGUUUAUCAAAAAACUCCACGUGUCUGACAGAAUACAGAGACCAUGAGGGAACACUGCGUUAUAAGCUACCAUUGCGUAGCUGUAAUACUAUGCCUCAAGAAACGGAUGAUGGCGGCAUUGAGUUCUUCAACACAAUAGUGCUGCAACCACAUUUGAAAUUGAUCACCGACGCUGGUCGCGGUUAUCAUGUACGCUGUUCAUACAAAUCCCGUGAUGCUGCCAUGAAUGGCAAGAAAGCCCAUCACCAUAAAAUGGUGGGUAGUAAGUACGCCCAAAAGCCACAGGCCUUAAAAAGUUCCGAAGCCGAUAGUGCUGAUCGUCGUGGUUAUGGCAGAUCAUUGGAUAAAUAUCGAGCUGCCGGUGAUGAUUUGGAUGAGGACGAUGUCUUCGAUCAGGAACAGACUGCAGCCGACAAUAUGAGCGAGGAUAAUGAUGUGGAUAAUGAAAUACCAAUGCCUGGCUGCCAUAUGAAAAUCUACAAUGCCGAACACACUAUUGCCAAUGAUGUGAAAAUCGGAGAUCCUUUGACGCUGGUGAUAAACAUUGACAAACAGGAAUUGUAUGGCUUGCAUGUAACCGAUUGUAUUGUGCGUGAUGGUUUGGGUUGGGGUGAACAGCGGCUGGUUGGUGAAGAUGGUUGUCCCAUGGAUAAUGAAAUUAUGGGCCAGUUUAAUUAUACCUCUGACAGAUUGGCUGCCAAUGUGACCUUCCCUGCCCACAAAUUCCCCUAUACCACCUCGGUAUAUUAUCAAUGUAAUGUCAAAUUGUGUCCCCUGGUAGAUCCCGAAUGUCAAAUGGCUCCUCUCUGUGGAGGCAAACGACCCAAACGACAAGCCAAUAACGAUAACAAAGACGAAGAAGGUUCCCCAGCUACCAUUGAAGUGUUUUCUGGGUUGUAUGUCAACGAGAAUGUCGAUGUAUCAGAAGGUGACGAUGAUUCUGUAUCAAAAGAAAGGACCUUGGAAGAUGCUCUGUGCGUCUCUCAACGUACUUUUGCCAUUGCCAUAGCUAUAGCUGGCCUCAUACUGAUGUUGGCCGUUGUAGCCGCCGUUCUGUGUAUAAUGGCCCGACGCAGUACCAAGACUGUGUCAAAUUCGGGCAGCAGCAUCUAUAGUGGUCCCUAUACAAAUACAGCCUUCUCGCAUAGCAGCUAAAUCUUGGCCAAGCCCAAAUAAAAAACAAGAAAACUUAUGAAAGCAUUCACAUUUUGUACCAGCGCAAUGAAUUCUGACGUGUAGUUAGUUUAGGCUCAAAAUCAAAAAACAAGCUAAAAAAAACAAAAUUCCAAAUUUUCUCCCUUAAAGGAACACUAAAAGUGUUUAAAAAAUUCACCCUAUUAUUAAAUGAAAAAAAAAAAAACAAAUUUAAAAUUUAAAAAAUUUUAUAUUCUACUCUCUCUCUCUCUCUGAAAACAGAGAAGAGUAGAAAAAAGAAAAAAGUCAAUAUUUCUUGAAUAGUUUAGGAAAUAAGUCACAACAUUUUAGCUGCCUUCCAUAAUUUAAUGAAAAAAAAAGAAAAAAACUUUGAAUUUAAAAUCAAAUAAUUUAAGUAAUUAUACCUAGACGAUAUAUAAUUUAUAUGUUUAAAUGAAAAAAAAACAAAAAAAUUGUAUAACGUAAUUUAACAUUUAAAACAAGUCCAGCAUUUUAGCAAGCACAGCACUUAACUCGCAAGAUAUUACAGGGUUUUUCCUUAUUUUAAUUAAAUUACUAAAAUAAUUUAUAAAAAAUAAUAAUGAUAAUAAUACCUCCCAAAAGAAAAACCCUCUAAUAUCGCAGAGAUUACCAUCCCUGGGAUGGUUGGGCAUAGGGCCUUGGAAUCUCUGUUCCGAUUUUAUACAACCUCUAUCUAGCAGCAGUAAACAUUUUUAACACAUUAACACAACUACAACAACAACAACAACAUGGGUAUGUGGGUCUUAACUAAGAUUUCUACUUAAAUGUAUUUUAGCCUCCUUAACUUAACUUUUAAGUUAGCUACAAUGUACUUAAGCUUUCGAUAAUAUUAUAUCUAUGUGUUUUUGUAUACUUAGCUAACGCCCUCAGGUGAUAAACUUGUAUAGUUUAUGUGUGUAUGUGUGUGAGUUUUAGAGGGUUUUCUCUCCUACUUUCUUAUAAAAAUAACUGUGUAUUUAUUUCUGUAAAAUCUAAAGUGAAUGGGAAAACAUUAACGCAUGCACACACACACACGCACACACACACUCACUCACUAUAAACGAUUGUAUUGUAUUAUUAUUUUUUUUUUUCCUACAAUCCUUUGGCAAGAGUUUGCUUGGGUUCAACCAGGCUUUACAGCCUUGAUACUCUUUAAAUGUCUUUCGUGUAAACUUUUGCCAAUGUGAGUGUAGGCGAAGCAAACCAGAACUUGUCAUAAUUUAAUUUCUAACUAUCGAUUAUCGAAAAUAUACAACGUGUAUGUAUUUUUUUAGGUAUGUAUGCUUGUAUGUUUUUGUUUUUAAUAAAACUAUUUACUAAUUUAUUUCUUCUAAAUAA
Stomoxys calcitrans (stable fly) is the source of this 3037-nucleotide messenger RNA. RefSeq lists its product as uncharacterized. The record is from RefSeq and is a predicted model, not a curated record. Lineage: Eukaryota; Metazoa; Arthropoda; Insecta; Diptera; Muscidae. Bases 287 to 1699 code for a protein of 470 amino acids. The transcript has 9 exons.